GGCAGCCUGGGCAGCGCCAUGGGCUCCUCCCGCCGAGCCCUCGCCGGCCUCUACGGACGGGCACCGGGCACCGUGGAGGGCGCAGAGGAGGCCGAGAGCGCGGCCUGGGCCUCCCGGCCGGACCGGCGCAGCUACCUGCUGGGCAUCCGGCCCCAGAACAGGAGCACCUUCUGCGCCAUCAUCUCACAGCUGACCGAGGAGACCCAGCCCCUCUUCGAGAGCACCAUCCAGUCGCGCGCCGUGUCCGAGCACGCCGACGCCAAGUUCACCUGCGUGGUGACAGGGUUCCCGGCGCCGGAGGUGACCUGGUACAAGGACGAUCAGGAGAUGGAUCGCUACUGCGGGCUGCCCAAGUACCAGAUCUUCCGACACGGCAACCGCCACACGCUGCAGCUCUACAAGUGCCGAGAGGAGGAUGCAGGCAUUUACCAGGCCUCGGCCAGGAACACCAAGGGCAUCGUGUCCUGCUCGGGCGUGCUGGAGGUGGGCACCAUGACAGAGUUCAAGAUCCACCAGAGGUGGUUUGAGAAGAUCAAGAGGAAAGCCGAAGAAAAGCUGCGAGAGAUAGAGCAGGGCAAGAAGCGAGGGAAGGAGAACGUGGAGGUGGAGAGGCUGCAGGGGAUGAGCCCCGACCGGCUGCAGCGGAAGCGGAGGCUGGCGCGGGACCGCAGCGCCCGCCCCGGGGCCCCGGCCUGGGAGGAGGAGGAUGCGCCCAAGGUGCACGUGGCCGACGCUCAGCCCAGGCUGCAGAAGGACAUCGCCGAGCUGCAGGAGCAGCCAGCCCGUGCCAGGACGGGCUUCCCCAACAAGCUGGUGGCACCGCGGGAGGCCGAGGUGACCGCCAACGGCGACGCCGCCCUGGAGAGCGCGGAGGAGAGCGCGCACGGCCUCCUCAAGUACAUGUACGAGACGGUGGAGGGGCUGGCUGCGCAGCCCGGGCCGAAGGACUCUGCCGCCAAGAGGAAGAAGAAGGUGGAGGCCGCUCCAGCGGCGAAGCAGGAAGCUGCCCCUCGAGAAGAAAGCGGCAGGGAGAGAGCCCAGGCCGCCGCCAACCCGCGCUUUGCCCCCGCGCCCGCCGCGCGCCGGAGCGCUCGGCCCAGGGCAGCCGGCGAGGCGCAGGCCGAGAGCAGCACCAAAGCCACAGAGCAAGGGCAGGCUGUGCCGCAGGGCACCACGGCCCCGGGCACCACGGGUGCCCUGCACUUCUCCUUGAAGGAGAUGUUCUUUGACGAGCAAGGGAAGGCAGCAGGGCAGCAGCAGCAGCAGCAGGAGGCAGCCAGCGAGCCUGUCCUGCAGCCUGCCGCAGCCAGCGGGCACCCAGAGGAUGCGGCGGCAGCCUCAAGGAGGGUGCAGGCAGCACCUGUGCCACCCCAGGGACGCAGAGGCCAGCACCAUGCAUGCGAGCCGGAGGCAAACAGAGCCAGCAGUGCAGAGGCUUCAGCAGCAGUGGGACAGCCUGCUGGUGACCUGCAACAUCCAGUGUCUGCUCCAGUUGUAGAGGCCAGUCAGCAGGCCAGCAAGCUAGAGGAGGCCAGGAGCGAGCUGCCUGCCUGCCAGGACACCACAGGGGCUGUCAGAAGAACAAAUCCUCGCCUGAGACCCCGGGAGCCACCAAAGCCACCAGCACCUUCUGCAGACCAUGUGCAGUCCAGCCUGGAACACCCUGCCUCUAGGAAGCAGGCAGAAGGACAUUCCCAUGCUCUUGAGGGCAGAGAGGCCCAACAGGGACUGCUAAAUCAAAAGGACAAAAGCCAAGGUGAGGAAGAGCCAUUGCCAAAGAAACCAAGUCCUCCAGGACCUGGAGAGAAGUCUCCUCUGGAGCAAAUCACACCUCAGUCAACAGUCAAGCAUGGGGAGAGCAAAGAGGCAGGAGCAGAGCUGCCCAGGAGCCAUCCCAGUGCAGAGGCAGGGGGGAGCAGUGCAGCAGAGCCCUCUCCUGGGGCUGUACACAGGCCGACAGCAGGGACACCUCUGGGACGUCAGGAGACUGAAAGGUCAGCUCCUACCUCGGUUCAGCUUGCCAAAGAGGAGUCACCUCCUGCCCCUGCAGCAGGGAGGGCCACAGCUCAGGAGGCUGCAGCUCACAGUGCCCCAGGGAUGGAGGCCCCAGCAGGACAGCAUCCAGCUGCAGCCCAGAGCCUGCCUCCUGCCAGCAGAGAAACAGCAGUCAAAAAAGCAGAUGGGUCUGCCCCACAGGAGAAGUUUUAUGGAGCAGCCCCACAGGAGGAGUUUGCCAAAUCAGUGCCUAAAGGACCUUGGGAGAAGGAAGGAGGGGAGCCAACAGCCACAGCCCCGUGCCAGGAACCAGCAGCACCUUCAGGCUCUUUGGAAGGAGGUGCUGAGGUUCAGCCACAAGUACCACUGGUGCUGCCGAGCCCCAAGACACCUCAGGAGAUGUCUUUGGAGGAGAAGAUGCAGCACAAGGACCUGGUUUCCUCCUUGAAGAACUAUCUGCUGCUGCUUUUAAAGAUGUCAGACGGCAGCAAGGAUGCCUCCAAAGAGGCCCCGGAGCACGGCGCCCAGGAGCAGCCCGGGGCAGAGGAAGCCCUGCCGCCGGAGAUAGGCAUUGCAGGUCUGAGCCCCCGCACGUCGCGGAGGGUGCUGGAGAAGGUGCAGAACAAUCAGCUCUUCCAGACGGCAGAGAGCCUGCCCCUCACGCCCCGCACGUCCCGGCGCAUCACGGGCAUGAUCAACCAGGAGCUGCUUACCAGCCAGGAGACGCUGGCCUCCCGGCCUGUGCCACCCAAGCGACGGCCCCGGCCGGCUGCCGAGGCGGAGGGGCCGCCCCAGCUCUCCGUGCCCUCCAUCGUGGUGGGCAGCGAGCCGGCGGAGGGAGCCGGGCAGGCUCCGCAUGGCAGCUCCCGUCUGGGCGCGGGGAGCUGCGAGGAGGGCGCCGCUGGCUCCGCGGCGGCGCUGCCCUGUGCCACGCCGGAGGAGCUGGCUUCUGGCGCCCGGCGCAAGAUCUUCCUGCCCCGAGCCGCGGGCUGCCAGGAGGGGCAGGCAGCCCCGCAGGGCCCCGGCCUCGGGGGCAGUCCUGCUGCCUCUCCAGGGCACCCCGGGAAGGGCACGGCCCCGGCCGCGUCCCCGCCCGCGGAGCGGCGCCUGCCGGCCCCCGCCAGGAAGAUGGACACGCUGGAAGUCCCCAAGCUGUACCAGCAGCCCGCAGGUGACAGCAGCGGUGACCAGGAGGUUUCUGAGGACGCUAAGCCAGAAGCACAGCCGGCAGAGACCAAGCAAGCCAAUAACCCCUUCAAAGCCCCACAGGUGAUUCGUAAGAUCAGGGCAGAGCAGUUCUCCGACGCCUCAGGUAACCUGAAACUGUGGUGCCAGUUCUUCAACAUCCUGAGCGACUCGAAGCUGCUGUGGUACAAGGAUGAGACCCCUGUAGCAGAAGCCCACAGGAGCGCCGGCGACGAGAGCCAGGUGGCCUUGGCCGUGGUGCAGGCGUCCCCCCGGGACUGCGGCGCCUUCCGCUGCGUGAUCAGCAACGAGCACGGCACCGCCGCCACACACUUCCUGCUCACCCCAGAAGUGCUGUCGGGGCUGGUGUCACGGGAGGAGACGGAAGCGGUAGGAGAGGAGAUCGAGAUGACGCCGAUGGUGUUCGCCAAGGGCCUGGCCGACGCGGGGUACUGGGGGGACAAGCUGUUCGGGCGUGUGGUGAGCGAGGACACCGAGCUGCCUGCGGGGCCCUUGCGCAAAGCCUGCCGCGCCAGGGCCAUCUACGGGCUGGAGCCCCUCUUCGAGUCCGGCUGCACCUGCGUCAUCAAAGUGCACAACUUCAUUGUCUUUGGGACCAAGAACGACAACAGCCUCGUCGAGAAGAACUACGACAUCACCAUCCAGGAAUGCAAAGUGCAGAACUCCAGCCGUGAGUACUGCAAGAUCUUCGCCGCCGAGGCACGGGCUGCCCCUGGCUUCGGAGCGGUGCCCGAGAUCCUUCCCCUGUACCUGGUCUACCGCCCGGCCAACAACAUCCCCUACGCCACCAUGGAGGAGGACCUGGGCGCGCCCUGCCAGCAGUACUGUGCCACCGAGAGAGAUGGCAGCUUGGUGGCACUUGGCACCUCAGAGGUCGUGCUCAAGUGCUGCACCUUCCAGCACUGGGUCUACCAGUGGACAAACGGAAACAUCCUGGUGACUGACAUGGAAGGAGUGGGCUGGAAGGUGACCAAUGUGCGGAUCGCCACCAGCCUGAAAGGGUACCAGGGGCUGAAGGAGAGCUGCUUCCCCUCACUGCUGGAGCAGUUUGCGGCCACUCACCGCUGUAACCACUACUGCAGCAUCCUGGGCCUGAAGACGCUGGAGCCAGCCAAGCCCAAGGGCUCCAGGAGCCCCUCCAUGGGCAGGAAGUCUGCGCAGUCCAGCCCCCAGCUGCAGAAGAAGGGACUGGCAAGUCCCCAGGGCGUGCGCAAGGCUGCCCUGAGCCCCAAGGCCUCCCGGAGAGCCGCGGAAACCAGGGAGGUUGCGGCGGGCUCCAAAGCGGGGUCAGGAGAGAGGGGCAGGGCCGGCCCCCCGCAGUAGCCAGAGCUGCUGCAGCUGGGACCCCCACUCCCGACCCCAGCCUGGGCAGCCUGGAGGCGGCGUGCGGCACGGCCGG
Dryobates pubescens (Downy woodpecker) is the source of this 4600-nucleotide messenger RNA. RefSeq names its product alpha kinase 3 (gene ALPK3). Lineage: Eukaryota; Metazoa; Chordata; Aves; Piciformes; Picidae. The coding region runs from base 19 to 4524 and encodes 1501 amino acids. Gene Ontology annotation, biological process: protein phosphorylation; cardiac muscle cell development. Gene Ontology annotation, molecular function: ATP binding; protein serine/threonine kinase activity. The record is from RefSeq and is a predicted model, not a curated record. The transcript has 15 exons. Gene Ontology annotation, cellular component: nucleus.